AUGACGUGCUCGGAUAGGCCGCAGAUGUUCUACCUUCCGAACACCAUGGCUAACUGGCCAUGGCCGCGGAGGAUUAACCCAUUUUUCGAAGAAGUCAAGGCUGAGGUCGACGAAUGGUUCCGCUCCUUUAAUGCACUCUCCCAAAAGUCGUUGAAAGCAUUCGAGAAGUGUGACUUCGUUCGCCUUGCUGCGUUGUCUUACCCUGAUGCCUCGCGAGCAGAGCAUCUUCGAAUUGGAUGCGAGCUCAUGAUCGUUUAUUUCAUUGUGGAUGAGUAUACCGAUGUUGAGGAUGCCGAUCGCGCUGCGGAGAUGGUUGACAUCAUUAUCGACGCCUUGAAGAACCCACACAGACCACGUCCGGAGGGCGAAGUCAUCCUGGGUGAGAUUAUCAAACAAUUCUGGUCCAGAGCUAUACAAUCCGCAAGUCUGACGUCCCAGCAGCAUUUCCUGGACGAUUACAUCACCUAUCUCCGUGCUGUCAUUGUGGAAGCUGGUGAUCGUGACAAGAAUGCAACUUACGACAUCCAAGGAUACCUUUCCAUUCGUAGACAGACCGUCGGUGCUCAGUCUGCAUUUGCCAUCUUUGAGCUCGGUUUGAACCUUGUCGACGAAGUGUACUACCACCCCGCAGUGACAGAGCUGAUCGAUUGCGCCGCCGAGCUGAUCCUGAUCGACAACGAUUUGGCGUCAUACAACAGGGAACAAGGGACUGGUGAUGAAAAUCACAACUUGGUAACAGCGAUCAUGUUCGAGCUCGGUCUUGACCGGAGCGGUGCGAUGGCAUGGGCAGCUGCGUACCACACAGAGAUCGAAGCCAGGUUCAUCAACGGCUUGCUUAAACUACCUUCGUGGGGCGCCAAACUGGAUGCACAGCUCAAGGAAUACUUGAAUGGCAUUGCCAACUGGGCACGGGCCAACUACUGCUGGAGCUAUGAAAGCCAGCGUUACUUCGGCAGCAGGGGCGGGGAAAUCGAAAAGACGAGAUUGGUACCUUUACUUUUGAAGGCGAGACGUGAUCCAAAAUUGCGUGAACAGGAUAUCGUCGUUGCAGACUUGCAGCUCUGA
Pisolithus orientalis is the source of this 1065-nucleotide messenger RNA. Its product is annotated as isoprenoid synthase domain-containing protein. The record is from RefSeq and is a predicted model, not a curated record. The transcript is spliced from 5 exons. NCBI's taxonomy places the organism in Eukaryota, Fungi, Basidiomycota, Agaricomycetes, Boletales, Pisolithaceae. The coding region runs from base 1 to 1065 and encodes 354 amino acids.